CCCGGGAAACUGAACCCGGACAAAACAGACACAAACAAACAGCAGAAAACAGCAGAAAACAGCAGACCAGGGCCGGGACAUGGGCCAGGACUUCCACGUGCUCAGGUGUUUCAGCUGUCAGACCUUCCAGGUGCAGCAGGUGAAGAAGGUCAACAGGUGGAGCUGUAAACUGUGUGGACAGAAACAGUCGGUGCUGAAGGAAUUUGGGCGGGGCUCAGGGGCUGACUGCAGACGACAUGUCCAGAAACUGAACGCCAUGAGAGGAGCCAUGAUGGAAGAGGAGGAGGAGGCGACUCGGUCACUAUGGCAGCAGGCAGCACCAGAGGGCGGAGCUGAGGAGCAGGUAGACCUCCAGGUGAGCUGUUCUCAGGUGAGCCUCUGGAACAAAUACGUGGAUCCUCCCCAGGGGGCGGAGCCACAGGACCCUGAACCAGAUGAGAACGUAGUGAUGGACAGGCAGCAGCUCCAUAACAACAGGACCAACAAGAAAAGGAAGCGAGCAAAUGACAAUUGGAGACCUGAACAGAACACGGACCAUCUCAGACCAGACAGAACCAGCAGCUGGACCAACUCCGGACUUCCCAGAAUGAGCAGGUCCAGUUCAACCAGUUUGACCAGAACUGGUCCACGUGCUGUGAACAGACCCGGUUUUUCCAGUCAGUCCACCGCCUGUCCUCUAGAUGUCAGCACACCUGAUCUGUCCAGUUUUACCAGAACCAGUGGUCCCAGUGGCUCCGGUCCCAGUGGCUCUGGUCCCAGUGGCUCCGGUGGUUCUGGUCCCAGUGGCUCCGGUGGUUCUGGUCCCAGUGGCUCCGGUGGUUCUGGUUCCAGUGGCUCCGGUGGUUCUGGUUCCAGUGGCUCUGGUUCGAAGUGGACUCGUUUUCUUAGUGCUGUCUGUCCAAAGGGGGAGGAGCUGAAUGUGGGAGGGGUGAUUAGUGGGUCAGGUGACACACCUCCUCUCCCAUCACCUUCAUUCAGGUGUGUUAAUAAUGUCCAACAGACCCCACCCCUCGCCAGGCCCCGCCCCCUCUUACCUGUCUCCUCCCUGUUUGACAGUGGAGAUGACUUCAGUUUCAGUGACAUGUUUUAAAAGGAAAGAGCUUUUAUUGUGAAAGGGUUGGAGCUUUUAUUAUGAAAGGGUUGUGGUUCCUGUCUUUAUUUGUUAAAGAACUGAAACGCAUUGUAAUCAUGUGGAAUACAAACUUCUCAGAAUAUCUGGUCGAUGCACCUGUCCACCACCAGAGGGCGCUCUUCCUAAACAUGUAAAGUAAAUGGACAGACAUCAGGCCUGUCCUGUGGAAUGCUGGGUAAUGAACAGUCGUGUUGUCAGUGUCUGGUGAUUGUAAUAUGUUUC
Messenger RNA from Sphaeramia orbicularis (orbiculate cardinalfish), 1354 nucleotides. It is a transcript of the gene mrnip, whose product is annotated as MRN complex interacting protein. Lineage: Eukaryota; Metazoa; Chordata; Actinopteri; Kurtiformes; Apogonidae. The transcript is spliced from 7 exons. Gene Ontology annotation, cellular component: nucleus. Bases 80 to 1090 code for a protein of 336 amino acids. Gene Ontology annotation, molecular function: chromatin binding. Gene Ontology annotation, biological process: mitotic G2 DNA damage checkpoint signaling. The record is from RefSeq and is a predicted model, not a curated record.